CUUUGACAUUGAACCAUUCAAAAGAAUUCAUUGAAAAUCGCUGGAAAUUACACAACUUCUGGAAUUUCUUUCGGCUGUCAUUGGAGUUUGCAGAUUAACAAAGAAACGCCAGAAAUGCUGCCGCCAGCAAUAAAAUAAAUUCAACAGACUCAUCCACCUAUUUGAGGGUGGCAUCCUGGACAAAAUGACCACCGCUGAGUACACCGCCCAGUCCCGUCAGAUGACCAAGGAUCAGGCCCAACAAUCCAAGGAGCUGGCCGCUGCCGAAAGCGCCAAGGCCAACUCCAAUGCUAAGAGCAGCGAGGCACCAGCUCAGGAGCUCAAUCAGGAUAGCGAAAUCAUCAGUGCUCUCAAUCUAAGGAUGCUACAAGGCGCCUUCAUAGCACUUGGUGUGGGUUCUGUGGCAGCGGCUUCCAUGUUGCUGCUGGAGCUGCUUUUUCGUUGGCUGCCACUCGCCAGAGCUUUGAGGCUUUCUUUUCAUCGUUGCAUGCGUCGCUGGCGUCGCCUCAAGCGUUCCGUUCGUCUCUUCACCGUUCGAAUCCUUGCACCCAAACUGGGAUAG
This is a messenger RNA of Drosophila subobscura, 562 nucleotides long. Its product is annotated as ionotropic receptor 40a-like. The transcript is spliced from 3 exons. The record is from RefSeq and is a predicted model, not a curated record. The coding region runs from base 185 to 562 and encodes 125 amino acids. NCBI's taxonomy places the organism in Eukaryota, Metazoa, Arthropoda, Insecta, Diptera, Drosophilidae.